Quercus lobata is the source of this 1324-nucleotide messenger RNA. RefSeq names its product EH domain-containing protein 1-like. The record is from RefSeq and is a predicted model, not a curated record. Gene Ontology annotation, molecular function: zinc ion binding; calcium ion binding; protein binding. Bases 288 to 1109 code for a protein of 273 amino acids. Gene Ontology annotation, cellular component: plasma membrane; cytoplasm. Gene Ontology annotation, biological process: endocytosis; endosomal transport. NCBI's taxonomy places the organism in Eukaryota, Viridiplantae, Streptophyta, Magnoliopsida, Fagales, Fagaceae. The transcript is spliced from 8 exons.
UGUGCAUUGAAAACGACGACGUUAUCGUGUAACACACCUCGUCUCGAGUCACGAUCACGCAUUCACAUUUUGCUGUAUUCUUUGGCAAAUAGGCCUCUCUCUAAUUCUCUGUUCCCCACAAAAUCCCGAAACAAAAGCUAAGAAAUCAGAGAAAGUGUUUUUCUUAUUUUUUUAAUUUUUGAAAAAAAAAAAAAAAUUCAUGCUUAAAUUUCCAUUUAUAGUAGACAAAGUAUAUCUCCCAUUUUCAAAAUUUGAAAAAAUCCAGAAAGUAAAGAAUCUACUUUACCAUGGAGAUCGCUUCGAUUCCAAUCACUACGUGUUCCAAAGAGCACCAGCAGAUCUAUCAGGAAUGGUUCAAUUACGCUGAUGCAGAUACCGAUGGCCGCAUUACUAGUAAUGAUGCCACCAAGUUCUUCGCCAUGUCGAAUCUGUCCAGGCAAGAUCUCAAGCAGGUGUGGGCAAUCACAGAUUCGAAGCGACAGGGAUACCUUGGUUUCAAGGAGUUUAUCGCUGCUAUGCAGCUAGUGUCUCUGGCACAAGCUGGUCAUGCAGUAACACAUGAUCUCCUGAAUAGUGACGUUGACUUGAGCAGUUUGAAACCUCCUGUAAUGGAGGGUUUGGAUGCACUAAUAGCAAAGAAAAAGCGCAAGGAAAAGACUAGUGAACUCGAAUCAAAUGGUAGUUUGCAUGGGCCAUCACCUUCAGCUAAUUGGUUUUCAUCAAAAUCAGCAAAAAAUAUGUCAGACACAAUGCAUGACGAUAUUGACGAUGGCCUUCGGUUCCGAAAUUGCAAUUGUUUUUGUGGCUUGAAAGCAAGUGUAAAGAUUUCGGAUAUGCGAAAUGAGAACCGGUACAGGCUUUUCCAAUGUUGCCCAAAGGACGCAUGUCGGUUUUUUCAAUGGUGUAUUCCCUUGAAGACGCCAUUGUCAUAUGCGGAGGAUUUCCAACAACUACAAGAAGAGCUAUGUGUCUUGCGAGAGGAAUUGAGGGUCAUACAUGACAAGGUCCACCCCUUAGAUCAGCCAAAGAAAAUGGCGAAGAUUAGGUUCAUUGCUUGGUGUUUGUUUUGCACCGUGCUUGCACUACUGCUUACUAUGACGAUGGUGUAAACCAAACUGUUAUGAUGAUGUGUUCAUUCCUACUAUGUAACUAUAUUAUCUUAUUAUGUACUACUAACUCAUUCUGAACUUGAUGUGAUGUGUAAUAUGUUUAGACAAUCUUGAGUCAUCCAUUUUGCUAGUGUAUACAAUAUGUAUCGGGCUGACUCUUACAAUAUGUACCUUAUCCUUGUUGGAUGAUAAUAGUACGUAUCUUUUUUAUUUUA